AUGGCUAGAGUAAAACAAACUGCCAGACGCCCAUCAAUAUCAUCAAAAUCCAUUUCACUAGACUCUUCUUCUACCUCAAGUGGAAGAACUCUUUCACCUUCACCUCCUCCACCUCCCUCACCUCUAGCUAAACGUGUUUCGAUCCCUACACAUAAAGUUUUAGCCAAGGAUAAAGGCAAAGUUGUUGCCAUCAAUCAGGAACCAAGUAAGAAGAGGAAGGCUCCUCAGUUAGAAAAAUUAAUGGGUGAUGCUAUGAAGGGAGCCACCCAGAAGAAGAAGAAGCCUUCAUCUCCACCAAAGAAGGUUCAGCCUUCAAAGGAAAAACAAGUGGAAGUAUGGACAAGAGCUCCAUCUACUGCUGAUCAGGCACAACCCAGUGCUGAUCAAGCCCAAGCAAAUGCCCAACCACCUGCACAAUCUGAAACAUCUUCUGAGAUCAUGACGAAGCUGCUGGAGUUUAUGAAGAUUCAAGUUGCCCACAACGAAAGAGUGGAAGCCUCUCUUCGAAAGCUUCAAUCAACUUUGAACUCUGUGGUUCAGGAUGUGGAUGCUAUUCAAGAGCACUUGGGGCUCAAAAUGUCUUUUGAAGACAUUGCAGAGAUCGGACGACAAUCAACCGAAGAUCCAAACCCUGUCAACCUAGAUGGAUCUGAUCCUCCGGGGGAGGAGACACCUGCUGAGGUUAAUACAGCGGUCUCUCCUUCUCCUGCAGGUGAUAAUGAGGAUCAGCCCUAG
Messenger RNA from Cicer arietinum (chickpea), 735 nucleotides. Lineage: Eukaryota; Viridiplantae; Streptophyta; Magnoliopsida; Fabales; Fabaceae. The record is from RefSeq and is a predicted model, not a curated record.